CCGGCGCAAUAGUUCAUAGCAGUGAUCAUGAUAAAGCUGAUAUUGGUGGUCGGGCUGUGUGCCCUUGCAGUUGUGGCUACUGGCCAGAGGAGGCCUCUGGGGGCCCCGGCUAAUGCUGACCCCAGCGAAGAGGGUGUACGUAGGGCAAUGUCUUUCGCCCUCCAUGAAUAUAACAAAGCCAGCAACGAUAUGUACGCCCACAAAAUAGAGAAGAUCAACAGCGUGACGAAACAGAUUGUCUCUGGAGUUAAUUACGUGUUUGAUGUUGACAUCACUCGUACUAAAUGCAGGAAGCCAACAUCUGACUUGGCGAAUUGUGAAUCUUAUUCCGAUCCAGGCUCGUCUAAGGCUGUGAACUGCUUAUUUACAGUGUAUAGUGUUCCUUGGCUGGGAACACAUGAAGUUAAGAAAACCACGUGCAGUUAAGAUAUUUUCAUCGGUCUCAAUAUCCUAUGAUGGAUAAUUCCUCUUGCUUGGUAUAUAGAGCAGUAUACGAUAACUACAUUUGUUUUUUUAGUAAGGAAUGGUUUAACAUAACUCAGACAUUGUAUUGAUUUUACUGACAAUAAAAAGCAUUUUAACAUUCAU
Molecule: messenger RNA, 588 nt
Organism: Spea bombifrons (plains spadefoot toad)
Lineage: Eukaryota; Metazoa; Chordata; Amphibia; Anura; Pelobatidae
Product: cystatin-like
Exons: 3
Coding region: 28-426 (132 amino acids)
Molecular function (GO): cysteine-type endopeptidase inhibitor activity
Source: RefSeq, a predicted model, not a curated record